Molecule: messenger RNA, 5235 nt
Organism: Lynx canadensis (Canada lynx)
Lineage: Eukaryota; Metazoa; Chordata; Mammalia; Carnivora; Felidae
Gene: CCDC88B
Product: coiled-coil domain containing 88B
Exons: 27
Coding region: 67-5184 (1705 amino acids)
Biological process (GO): cytoplasmic microtubule organization; cytoskeleton-dependent intracellular transport
Cellular component (GO): centrosome; cytoplasm
Molecular function (GO): dynein light intermediate chain binding; microtubule binding
Source: RefSeq, a predicted model, not a curated record
GGGGACUUCCUCUUCCUCUUGGGGCAGGUGUAGCUGCCACAGCGGGACCAACACCCUGACCCUGUCAUGGAUGGGGGCAAGGGGCCCAGACUCAGAGACUUCCUGAGUGGGAGCCUGGCCACCUGGGCGCUGGGACUGGCCGGCCUAGUGGGAGAGGCGGAGGAGCCGGAGGAGGAAGAGGAGGAGGAAGGAGAGGGGCCCCUUGGCCCGGAGAAGAGGUUCCUGCAUCUCAUCGAUGGGGCCCUGCUGCUCCGCGUGCUGGGCAUCGUAGUUCCCAGUUCCCGAGGAGGACCUCAGACGGUCAGGGGCCCUGAUGGUCCCGCAGCCUGGCGAGUGCGGAACCUGAACCACCUGUGGGGCCGCCUGAGGGACUUCUACCAGGAGGAGCUGCAGCUGCUGGUCCUGUCGCCACCCCCAGACCUCCAGACGUUGGCUUUUGACCCCUUCUCAGAGGAGGCAGUGGAGGAGUUGGAAGGCAUCCUUCGGCUGUUGCUGGGGGCGUCAGUGCAGUGCGAGCACCGGGAACUCUUCAUCCGACACAUCCAGGGCCUCAGCCUCGAGGUCCAGAGUGACUUGGCUGCUGCUAUCCAGGAGGUGACCCAGCCUGGGGCAGGCGUGGUGCUGGCACUGGCUGGGCGAGAGCCUGGGGAGCUGGAGCCUCCGGAGCUGGAGAUGCUGUUCCGGAGCCUGAUGGGGACCUUGUUAAGGCUGGCGCGGGAGCGCGACGUGGGGGCCCAGCGCCUGGCCGAACUGUUGCUGGAGAGACAGCCGGCCCCCUUGCUGCCGGAGGCUCCUGCUAGGACUCCUCCAGAGGGUCCCUCACACCACCUGGCCCUGCAGCUGGCCAACACCAAGGCCCAGCUGCGGCGCCUGCGGCAGGAGCUGGAGGAGAAGGCCGAGCUGCUGCUAGACUCCCAGGCGGAGGUGCAGGGCUUGGAGGCCGAAAUCCGAAGGCUCCGCCAGGAGGCCCAGGCGCUGUCGGGACAGGCCAAGCGGGCCGAGCUGUACCGCGAGGAGGUAGAGGCGCUGCGGGAGCGCGCCGGCCGCCUGCCCCGCCUGCAGGAGGAGCUGCGACGCUGCCGCGAGCGGCUGCAGGCGGCCGAGGCCUGCAAAAGCCAGCUGGAGGAGGAACGGGUGCUCUCGGGGGCUCUGGAAGCCUCGAAGGCGCUACUGGAGGAGCAGCUGGAGGCCGCUCAAGAGCGUUGCGCUCGGCUGCAUGAGACCCAGCGUGAGAACCUGUUGCUGCGGACUCGUUUGGGCGAGGCCCGCGCGGAGCUGGACUCUGUGCGGCAUCAGGUGGACCAGCUGGCCGAAGAGAAUGUGGAGCUGGAGCUGGAGCUUCAGCGGAGCCUGGAGCCACCCCUGGGCUCUCCUGGGGAGGCACCCCCGCCCGGAGCAGCCCCUUCACUUCAUGAUGAAGUGAGAGAGGCAGAGGCCCGGCGGCUGCGGACCCUGGAGAGGGAGAACCAGGAGCUUCGGGGCUUGCUACAGGUGCUACAGGGGCAGCCUGGAGGCCAGCACCCCCUGCUGGAGGAGCAGAGCGAGGACUCCUUGGUUCCAGAGCUGGAUGUGGCUCCCCAGACUUGCCUGACCUCAGACCGUGGCCCCCAGGGUUUGGCUGGCCAGGUGGGGGAUGGAGGCACCCGGGCCUCGGACCUGGCUUCCCCCGUGUCAGACUCGGCCCUUGCGAGAUUACCUGUGCGUCCCCAGGCAUCUGACUCAGGCCCACAGGUGAUAGAGAGGCCCCUCCAGACGGCUGCCAUGAGCCCUCAGACCUCAGACUUGACCCUCCAGGAAUCAGGUUCUGCUGUAGCAGCACAGGAGUCCCUGGAGAAGGCUGGCCAUGGAGCCCUUCUCCAGACUCCCACCUCCUCGGUCCCAUCUCAAGAUCCAGAGACUGAAAUUCAGGCUGAGCUGUCGGGAGGAGACACUGGAGAGUCAGGGCCCGAAGCCCAGGUGCGGAGACAGGAGGGCCCUGCGAGCAAGCCUGCAGCCUCGGAGCUUAGCCUCUGUGCCCAAACGGAGGAGCAGGAGACCCCAGGCCAAGGGCUGGACCUACUCAAGGGGCAGACAGAGGGCAGGGAACAUGCACAGAAGCUGGAGGGGUUGGUUGGGGACCCAGCCCAGCAAAAUCCACAGCAGAAGUCGGAAGGGGCUUCGGAGGCCCAGACCUGGGAGGGGCCGAUCCCGGGGGAGAUCCUGGCUGGUGGUGUCCCGGAGCAGGAGGCCCUGAGGGAGGAGGUGGCCCAGCUGAAGAGAGAGGCCGAGGCACUGGGAGCGGAGCUAGGGGCCCAGGCCCGGCGGCUGGAGGCCCGAGGCACGGAGGCCGCCCGGCUCUCCGAGGAGCUGGCUCAGGCGCGGAAGGCAGAGGCCGAGGCCCAGCGGGAAGUGGAGGCCCGGGCCGGGGAGCAGGCUCGGCUGCGGGAGGCAGUGGAGGCAGCCGGCCGGGAGCUGGAGGCCGCGGCGCGUGAACGGGAGGCGCUGGCAGAGGCCCUGGCGACAUCGGGCCGAGAGCGGAGGCAGUGGGAGCGCGAGGGGCCCAGACUGAGGGCCCGGGCCGAGGCCGCCGAGGAGCGGCUGCAAGUGCUGGAGAGCGAGGGCCGUCAGCGCCUGCAGGAGGCCGAGAGGGAGAGGCAGGCCCUCAAGGAGGAGCUAGAGAAGGCCUGGUUGAGGGGCCAGGAGCUGGGGGCCCGGCUGGAACACCUGCAGAGUGAGCUCGAACAGGCGGGUCUGGAGCGACAGGCGUUUCUGCGGGAACAGGAGAUCCAGCAACAGAGGUACCAGGGCCUGGAGCAGCGGCUGGAGGCUGAGCUGCGGGCGGCGGCCACGAGCAAGGAGGAGGCGCUGAGGGAACUCAAGAUGAGGGCCCUGCAGCUGGAACAGGAGCUGGUCCAGGGCCUGUCCUUCCAGCUGCGCCAGGGCUCCGUGGGACGGGGGCCGGAGGGGCACGAUGAGCUGAGGAUCCCGGGGGCCCAGAGUGGGCGGCUCAUCGAGAUGGAACGCAGCAAUGCAACGCUGGUGGCCGAGAAGGUGGCUUUGCAGGGGCAGCUCCAGCACCUGGAGGGGCAGCUGGGCAACCUGCAGGGCCGGGCCCAGGAGCUCCUCCUGCAGAGUCAGCGGGCCCAGGAGCACAGCAGCCGCCUGCAGGCUGAAAAGUCUAUACUGGAGAGGCAGGGCCAGGAGCUGCAUAGGAAGCUGGGGGUGCUGGAGGAGGAGGUGCGGGCGGCGCGGCAGUCCCACGAGGAGACCCGGGGGCAGCAGCAGGCUUUGCUUCGGGACCACGAGGCCCUGGCUCAGCUGCAGCGGCGACAGGAGGCCGAGCUAGAGGGACUGCUGGCCCGGCACCGCGACCUCAAGGCUAACAUGCGGGCGCUGGAGCUGGCCCACCGGGAGCUGCAGGGCCGGCACGAGCAGCUGCAGGCCCAGAGGGCCAACGUGGAGGCGCAGGAGGUGGCCCUGCUGGCAGAGCGGGAACGCCUGAUGCAGGACGGGCAUCGGCAGCGGGGCCUGGAGGAGGAGCUGCGGAGGCUGCAGAGUGAGCACGACAGGGCUCAGAUGCUGCUGGCGGAGGUGUCCCGGGAGCGAGGCGAGCUGCAGGGUGAACGCGGGGAGCUGCGGAGCCGGCUGGCGCGGCUGGAACUGGAGCGAGCACAGCUAGAGGUGCAGAGUCAGCGACUGCGGGAGUCCAACCAGCAGCUGGACCUGAGCGCCUGCCGGCUGACCACGCAGUGCGAGCUGUUGACCGAGCUUCGGAGCGCCCAGGAGGAGGAGAACCGGCAGCUGCUGGCCGAGGUGCAGGCGCUGAGCCGGGAGAACCGGGAGCUCCUGGAGCGCAGCCUGGAGAGCCGGGACCACCUACACCGAGAGCAGCGGGAGUACCUGGACCAGCUCAACGCCUUGCGCCGUGAGAAACAGAAGCUGGUGGAGAAGAUCAUGGACCAGUACCGGGUGCUGGAGCCUGGGCCCCUGCCCCGGAUCAAGAAGGGCAGCUGGUUGGCAGACAAGGUGAAGAGGCUGAUGCGGCCCCGGCGGGAGGGGGGCCUCCAUGGGGGGCCACGCCUGGGGGCCGAUGGGGCCGGCAGCACCGAGAGCCUGGGGGGCCCCCCAGAGACGGAGCUCCCCAAGGGCAGGGAGGCAGAUGGGACAGCGGUGCCUAGGACCUCGGAGCAGCAGGGGACUUUAGUGAGAGAUCAUUUAUCCCAGUCAGCAGACGAGGAAGCUGAGGCCCAGGGAGGGGACGUGCCUUGCCCAAGGUCACACAGUGAGUCAGUGUCAGAGCCAGCACAGGGUCCGGCCUCCCGUCCCCACCCUCAUUCACCCAGACCUAACCACCCCCCCCGCCACACCCCCUCCCCCCACUCCCACCUCUGCAGCCUCCUCUCCCUGCGCCUCGGCAGCUUCACCUCGCCAGCCCCUCCGCUCUGCCCAGCCCCUUCCCUCCCGGCUGGACACCCUCCCUGCCUCUCGCAGGGUCCCUUUCACCGGCGCCCAUGCGCAGAGCCCAGAGCUCCCUCUGCCUGCGGGACGAGACCCUGGCAGGGGGGCAGCGGCGGAAACUCAGCUCACGGUUCCCCGUGGGGCGAAGCUCUGAAUCAUUCAGCCCCGGGGACACUCCCAGGCAGCGUUUCCGACAGCGACAGCGCAGGCCAGGCCCCCUGGGGGCACCCAGCACCCAUGGCAAAGGACCUGGCGUGGGAUGGGAUGGCUCCAUUGAGACCCUGUCAGAACACGAAGCAGAUGUCAACCGAGAGGGCCUCAAGGUGCCGGAGCCGGAGAAACGCCCUCUCACACCCUCCCUCAGCCAGUGACACCACAGGGACCGGGGGCCUGAGAGUGCAGCCUUCUUACCGCUGGAGUCCCCGUGGGGGCCCCAGGCAGCCCCAGAAUUCAGGGAUCCGGGUUACCUGGAGCCAGUCGUUAGGGGCCCCUGGCUCCUCCGAGGCCCGCACCGGGGCCCCGAGAUGGGGCUGGGAUAAGCCUGUGGACAGAGGGGACGGCUGGUCCCCACGAGCAGCUCCUUCCCGGGGCCCUGGCUCUGCCACGCGGCCCUCGCUGAGGAGGCCAUCGCCGGGUGACCUCCCAGAUGAAGGAGACAGGCAGGAGUGGCCGAGAGAGCCCCCUGCCAGGUCCAGGCGGGGAGCCAAGGACCAUUCGCCAAGGACGGUGGCCUGGGCCGAUCUCUGAGCUGUAGCUGGGCCACGGACAUGACAAUAAAGCUGGGAUACGACCACCUGA